CUCCCGCACUCACAGGCCGGCAGUGGAGGCUCCCCUCCUCUCCCCUCCCAUGGCGCCACCGCCCCAACCCCUCCACGCCUCAUUCCUCUGCUCCCUCGCGCUCGCGCUCCUCCGCGCCGGCCGCCUCUCCGCGGCCUCCCACGUCGCCUCCACCCUCCCGGCCGCGUCCCCUCCAGAUGCCCUCCUCCGCCGCCUCAUCCCGGCCCUCGCCUAUUCGGGCCUCGCCGCCGCCGCCGUCCGCUUCCGCCCCGUCCCCGGCGACCCGCUCUCCCUCAACUCCAUCCUCCUCUCCCACUGCGCCCUCCGCUCGCUCCGUCCCGCGCUGGCCCUCCUCCGCUCCUCCGAGUCCGUGGACACCGUCAGCUACAACGUCGUCAUCUCGGGCCUCGCCGAGCAGGGCCGCCACGGGGGCCUCGCCCCGGCCCUGCUCGCCGAGAUGUGCAAGCGCGGCGUCCCGUUCGACGCCGUCACGGUCAACACGGCGCUCGUGGCGCUCUGCAGGGAUGGCCAGGUGGAGGCAGCGGCGGCGUUGGCUGAGAUGAUGGUGAGAGGCGGGGGAAUCCACAGGCUGGAUGUGGUGGGCUGGAAUGCUCUCAUUGAUGGGUACUGUAAGACGGGAGACAUGGAGGCGGCGCUGGCAGCGGCCCAGAGGAUGAAGACACAGGGGGUGGGAGUUGAUGUGGUAGGGUACAAUACCUUGAUUGCUGGGCUCUGCCGUGCCGGCGAGGCUGAUGCUGCACGGGACAUGCUGGAGACAAUGAAGAGGGACGGCAUGGAGCCGAACGUGGUGACCUACACGAUGUUCAUCGCUGAGUGUUGUAGGACGAAUGCGGUUGAUGAUGCCUUCAGUCUGUACGAAGAAAUGGUGAGGAUGGGUGUCCUGCCGGAUGUGGUCACACUCAGCGCUCUGGUUGAUGGACUUUGCAGGACCGGACGGUUCUCAGAAGCAUAUGCACUUUUCAGGGAGAUGGAGAAGAUUGGGGCUGCGCCGAACCAUGUCACCUAUUGUACACUGAUUGAUUCAUUGUGGAAGGCGCGGAGGGGCAGUGAGUCGCACGGUCUAUUGGGGGAGGUGGUCUCCAGAGGUGUGGUCAUGGAUUUGGUCAUGUAUACAUCUUUGAUGGACUGGUUGGGCAAGCAAGGGAAGAUCGAUGAAGUGAAGGACAUGUUUCAUUGUGCUCUGUCGGAUAAUCAUACUCCCAAUGGUGUUACUUAUACCGUACUCAUCGAUGCACUCUGCAGAGCUGGGAAUGUUGAUGGGGCAGAGCAGAUGUUGUUGGAAAUGGAGGAUAAUUCUGUUCGUCCAAAUGUAGUUACGUUCUCAUCAAUCAUCAAUGGUCUUAGUAAACAAGGACUGCUUGACAAGGCAACUGAUUACAUGAGGAAGAUGAAGGAAAGGGGCAUUGAUCCAAAUGUUGUGACCUAUGGAACAGUUAUUGAUGGCUUCUUCAAGUACCAGGAGCAAGAAGCAGCUCUUGACUUGUACCAUGAAAUGCUGUGUGAGGGUGUGGAAGUUAAUAAAUUUAUUGUUGAUUUGCUGGUGAAUGGUCUGAGGAAAAAUGGGAAAAUGGAGGAAGCUGAAGCAUUGUUUAGAGAUAUGAAUAAACGUGGUAUGCUGCUAGACCAUGUAAACUACACCACUUUGAUAGACGGGCUCUUUAAAAUGGGUAACAUGCCGGCUGCCUUCAAAGUUGGUCAAGAGUUGACGGAGAGAAACUUGUUGCCUGAUGCUGUUGUCUAUAAUGUGUUUGUCAAUUGCCUUUGUAUGCUUGGGAAAUCUAAGGAAGCAGAAUCAAUUUUGAAAGAGAUGCAAACUACAGGUUUAAAACCUGACCAGGUGACAUAUAAUACUAUGAUCACUGCACAGUGCAGGGAAGGGAAGACUGCCAAAGCUCUAAAACUCCUCCAUGAAAUGAAGAGGAGUUCCAUAAAGCCGAACCUCAUCACAUACAGUACACUUAUUGCGGGUCUUUUUGAGGUUGGGUCUAUCGAGAAGGCGAAGUUUUUGUUAAAUGAGAUGGCUUCUUCUGGAUUCUCUCCGACCUCUCUGACUCAUCGAAAGGUGCUGCAAGCAUGCUCCCAAAGCGGGAGACCAAACGUGAUUUUGGAAAUUCAUGAAUGGAUGGUGAAUGCUGGGCUUUCUGUUGACAUCACUGUCUAUAAUACACUUCUGCGUGUUUUAUGUUACCAUGGAAUGACAAGAAAAGCUACAGUUGUCUUGCAAGAGAUGUCGGGAAGAGGAAUUACUCCAGACACCAUCACAUUCAAUGCUCUAAUUCUCGGUCAUUUCAAGAGCACCCAUGUAGACAAUGCCUUUGCUACUUACGAUGAGAUGCUUCGCCAUGGGGUCUCACCGAACAUAGCUACAUUCAACACGCUCUUGGGUGGGCUUGAGUCAGCUGGAAGAAUUGGAGAAGCAGAUAAGGUGCUGAAUGAGAUGAAGAGAAGGGGCAUUGAGCCCAGCAAUCUGACUUAUGACAUACUGGUCACGGGAUAUGGAAAACAAAGCAACAAAAUCGAAGCAAUGCGGUUGUAUUGUGAAAUGGUGGCUAAAGGCUUUCUUCCAAAAGUAAGCACAUACAAUGCACUCAUAAGCGACUUCGUUAAAGUGGGAAUGAUGAGUCAAGCUAAAGAGUUGCUCAACGAAAUGAACAAGAGGGGUGUUCCACCCACAUCCUGCACUUACGAUAUUCUUGUGUGUGGAUGGGCGAAGCUUAGAAAUGGAACAGAGGUGAGAAAAUUGCUCAAAGAUAUGAAGGACAAAGGAUUUAGUCCCUCGAAAGGCACUCUUAGUUCUAUAUGCAGAGCAUUUUCAAAACCAGGAAUGACCUGGGAAGCUCGGCGUUUACUUAAAAAGCUUUAUAAGGUUUAGGAGUGUCAAGCAUUGAUUUCUCAUGUACCAAGCAAGCAUAGAUGAUGGUCUGAUUGAGACUGUUGUUUGUAUGACCGCGGCUUGCGACACUCCGUCAAACGUGACAAGAAGCUACUGGCAGAGAUAAUCACCGAGUCACCUGAUGACCCUUGGAGUGAGCGGAAGAUCAUGAAUUAUGUGAAAAGAUCCCCCCAGGCUCCAGAGGCAUGUGAUGUUGGCAUUUUGUUUCCUUUUAUUUGGAGGUAAUAGCACUGCAGGUCCCUGAACUUGCACAGCAUGUGAUGGUUUGGUCCUUGUACUUGCAAAAGCAGAUUAUUUCAUCCCUAAACUUGUCAUGGAGGUGCAAGUUUGGUCCUGGGCCAAUCACAGCUCGCCAAGUGGAUGCCAAGUGGACUAACUUGUCAGCGGGCUGCAUUUUGCACUUAGGCCCCUGCCUUCUUCUCUUAUCAACCCGCAGUGCACCACCAAGUGGCACCUGUGUUGGUAUAUUCUUUGGAAUGUUCUUUGGAAUUCUGUUGAAAGGUUAUGCUGAAGCUUUCUGAAAGAUGGCCACAUUUCUGUAACAGAGGAGUCGUGAAGGAGGUGCACCCUGCUCAUAUGAACCUUGUCAAAGUUAUUACUCCCUUCUCCGAGUGAAAUUAACUGACGCGGCUUUAGUACAACUUUGUACCAAAGUUGUUUUCAAGUUGCGUCAGUUAAUUUGGAUUGGAGGGAGUAUCAGUUUAUCUGUGAAGAGCUACCCUUCAUUCGUAAGGAGCAGAUGCAUGUUUAGCCAGCAGCCUGGUAAACACCAUUAUUGAACUUCUGAGAAGCAAGCAGCAGAUAUCAUUUACAACCAGGUUCUAAGGCAGUGAGGCUUCUGACGGAGAAAAUCGCAGGAGGCUUCUUCUCCUUUACUCUGCCUGGCCGGAGCACAGGAGGAGAGCAACCAGAGGUGGCGGCUCGCUGCUCUGGGGUUCUUCAGCAUAGAUUGUUCUUGGAUGUGCCGUUUAGCGACCGGCUGCUGCAGUGCUGCUACUACACCUCCUGGCCAUAGCAACAGUGAUACGAGAUCCUGACAGACCGGACAAAUUCACAUGGCCAUGUGCCGCCUCUGGAACCUACUCGGCGAUAUCCACUUGCAACCGGCUGUGCCAAGAACUACCGGUAUGCCAUUACGCCUCUGCCAUAUGGAGAAGUUGGGCGCCACUCAAGUGCAAGAUCUUUACUUGGUUAGCUGCACAAUACCGGAUUUGGACAUCGGACAGACGUGCCCGGCAUGGGCUGCAAGACACGGCCUCGGCAUGCUUCACUUGCCUGCAAGAGGAAGACAACGUCGACCAUAUUUUCAUGCAAUGUGUCUACGCACAAGAAACGUGGCACUGCUGUCUUGAUGCUAUACAACUGCCGAUCCAGAGGCCAGCGACAACGGACACAUUCUUGGGAUGGUGGAUGCUCCACGGACAGCAAUUCCGCAAAGCUGGGAAAAAAUUUCUACUCCUUUGUUAUUUGGACAGUGUGGUCCUUGUGGAAGCAAAGAAACGCUUGCGUCUUCGCCCGAGUGGAGCAGCAAAUGGACGCGCAAACGUUGGCCGGUAAAAUUCUAGAUGAGAUCAAAGAAUGGAAGCUGGCACUUGGUUGGCCGGUAAAAUUCUAGAUGAGAUCAAAGAAUGGAAGCUGGCACUUGGGGUGGUUGGAGGAUUACAACGAUUUGUGAGAGAGUAGGUUCUUGUUGCUAGUUGGAGUGAGUGGGUUAUGGUCUCGGGUUGUUCGCAACUCGAUUGAUCUCUUGUAAAUUGUGGUUUCUUUCUUCUAUAAAAAUACGGUACGCAAUUUCGAAAGAAAAAAGCAUGACAGAGAUAAAUAGUGUACAGAAAUCUAAUGGUAGCAUAUUACUC
Molecule: messenger RNA, 4749 nt
Organism: Triticum aestivum (bread wheat)
Lineage: Eukaryota; Viridiplantae; Streptophyta; Magnoliopsida; Poales; Poaceae
Product: pentatricopeptide repeat-containing protein At5g14770, mitochondrial
Exons: 6
Coding region: 50-2872 (940 amino acids)
Molecular function (GO): protein binding
Source: RefSeq, a predicted model, not a curated record